UGUGUACAGGUGCUUAUCGGAGAUAAAUCAAGAGUUUCCGUAACAGGAAUAUUAUUUAUAUCAACAUCCUUAAUGCGCGCUGUAAUUCAACGUGUUAAGGCCGCUAAAGUCACGGUGCUCGAUGAACUGGUGUCUUCUAUUGGACCCGGCCUCUGCGUGCUGGUUGGCAUUAAGACUAGUGAUACGGCAACUGAUGUAGAAUAUCUCGUGCGCAAGAUUCUCGCAUUGCGGCUGUUUGAGGAUGAGGGGAAACGUUGGCAAAAGUCUGUCAAAGACUUGGAACUGGAUAUACUCUGCGUGUCACAAUUUACACUCUACCAUCGACUAAAGGGCAACAAGCCCGAUUUCUCAGGGGCCAUGAAAGGUGAAGAGGCUAACCAGCUAUACAAUCAAUUCCUAGAUCGUCUGCGACAGUCAUACGUCAGUAGCAAAAUCAAAGAUGGCAAGUUUGGUGCUUAUAUGCAGGUGCAUAUUGAAAACGACGGUCCGGUUACGAUUGAAUUGGAAUCUCCUCAGUCGAAGCGGGCUGAGGAAUGUGCGGAAAAAUAAGAUGGCAUAAAACGUAUUUUUAUUUUUAAUAAAUUGAUGUUUCAA
Drosophila grimshawi is the source of this 594-nucleotide messenger RNA. It is a transcript of the gene Dtd, whose product is annotated as D-aminoacyl-tRNA deacylase. Gene Ontology annotation, molecular function: D-tyrosyl-tRNA(Tyr) deacylase activity. Lineage: Eukaryota; Metazoa; Arthropoda; Insecta; Diptera; Drosophilidae. The transcript has 4 exons. The record is from RefSeq and is a predicted model, not a curated record. Gene Ontology annotation, biological process: tRNA metabolic process. The coding region runs from base 73 to 549 and encodes 158 amino acids. Gene Ontology annotation, cellular component: cytoplasm.